AUGAACCAGCUACAAACAUGGAAUCACGUUUUGUCGGUGCUUCUCUGCCUGGCCGCCUUACAGGUGGAAACGAAUGGACAAACCCCAUUGAAUCACACCAUUCCGGUGCCCUUCAACAACACGCUGAACGCCACCCUGCACGCUAACCAAACGUUGCCGAGCAAUGAUUUGCCUCCGCUGGCCACAACCGCAAAGUGGGAACCGAUUCCGCGCUACAAACAUCCGCACUACGACACCUCCGGUAAGUUGCUUUGGUUUCCGCGAAUUAUCGGAGGUCUCCCGGCGACGGCAGGCGAGUUCCCGGCGAUGGUGUCACUGCAGUUGACACAAAAUUCGGCACACGUUUGCGGUGGAACGUUGCUUACGAUGAGUGAUAUACUUACGGCUGCCCACUGCGUUACUGACGUGCGUGGAGUGGCUCAUCCUGCAACGCAGUACCAAGUCAUGGCGGAUGAUCUGAACAUCCAAUCGAUGAUGCCCAGCCCGCUUCGUCAGAUACGUCGCGUUCGUUCGAUCACGAUCCAUCCACAGUACGAUCCGGCCACCAUCACGCAUGAUCUCGCGAUCGUUCGAGUAGAUACCGCUUUUCGGCGCACGGAUACGCUUUACGCGGGAAAACGCAUUCAAAAGUCCCCCAUGCUUGGUGAUCGGUGUCAUCUGGCUGGUUGGGGUGUUACGAAUGAGAACUCGCAAACUAUGAGCCCAAAUCUGCAGCGCAUCAACGUGGUAAUCAGUGAUUUCGGCUCGUGUAACGUGGCGUACGGGCAUAUACUGACUAACGGAAUGUUAUGCGCCGGUGCACCGGGACGGGAUGCUUGUCAGGGUGAUUCGGGAGGUGCACUGUUGUGUUCCGGUGGACGAGUUGCUGGAGUGGUCAGUUUUGGGGCUGGAUGUGCGAAUAACGAUAUCCCGGGAGUGUACGUUGACGUGGCGCACUACGAGAAGUGGAUCAAUGGAGCGCUGAAAAAUGGUGCCCAACGUCCAAACGUGGCCAUCGGAAGUCUUGCAGGCGUAAUCGUGCUUUUCUGGAUGGUAGCUCAGUGGGGAAAGCAAUAG
Molecule: messenger RNA, 1056 nt
Organism: Anopheles nili
Lineage: Eukaryota; Metazoa; Arthropoda; Insecta; Diptera; Culicidae
Product: trypsin beta-like
Exons: 3
Coding region: 1-1056 (351 amino acids)
Biological process (GO): proteolysis
Molecular function (GO): serine-type endopeptidase activity
Source: RefSeq, a predicted model, not a curated record